Oppiella nova is the source of this 390-nucleotide messenger RNA. Lineage: Eukaryota; Metazoa; Arthropoda; Arachnida; Sarcoptiformes; Oppiidae. The record is from the annotation of a GenBank genome assembly.
AUGGUGAGCCAUUUAUCCCAAAUCGUGGUGAAGGUGCGGCCACAAUAUUUCACCCUAAUGGUAGACGAUAUUCAGCUCAAGACCAACGCGCGAGACAGAGAAAGUACUGACCGGUGUCCUACUAGUGGGAGACCGCAAACUGCCACAGAUGAUGUACACGAGGACAUGCUCGUAGACCUAAUGGGUGAAAGUAGAUCAUGGACUGUGGAUCAACUUGCUACAGAAAUGGGUAUAAGUUAUGGUAGCUCCUGGCUUCGUUGCUAUGACCCGUUAACAGAUCAACAAGCACAAGAGUGGCGUCAACCUGGAGAGGAUCCUGCGAUUUCGAUGUUUUUCAUCGCAUCAAAAGACCCCUCAAAGGAAAACGCUUUGCAACACGAGAUUUACUGA